CUGGGCCUGGCCCGGCCGCCUCGGGCCUGCGCGCCGCCCUCUCCCUGUGCCCCCCCUGCUAUGAGCCUCGGCCGCUGCUUCCCCCCGAGCAGCUGCAAAUGAAAAUGGAGGAUAUGUCUGUGGCUGGCCUGGAUAACAGCAAGCUGGAGGCCAUCGCGCAUGAGAUCUACGCAGAGCUGGUGGAGGAUGCCUGCCUGGGGCUGUGCUUUGAGGUGCACCGUGCCGUCAAAUGCGGCUACUUCUUCCUGGAUGACACCGACCCCGACAGCAUGAAGGACUUUGAAAUCGUGGACCAGCCGGGGGUGGACAUCUUUGGGCAGGUGUACAACCAAUGGAAGAACAAGGAGUGCGUCUGCCCCAACUGCAGCCGCAGCAUCGCUGCCUCCCGCUUCGCCCCCCACCUGGAGAAGUGCCUGGGGAUGGGGCGCAACAGCAGCCGAAUCGCCAACCGCAGGUGAG
This is a messenger RNA of Lagopus leucura (white-tailed ptarmigan), 459 nucleotides long. RefSeq names its product ataxin-7-like protein 3. Gene Ontology annotation, biological process: regulation of transcription by RNA polymerase II; positive regulation of DNA-templated transcription. The transcript is spliced from 4 exons. The coding region runs from base 99 to 458 and encodes 119 amino acids. Gene Ontology annotation, molecular function: transcription coactivator activity. The record is from RefSeq and is a predicted model, not a curated record. NCBI's taxonomy places the organism in Eukaryota, Metazoa, Chordata, Aves, Galliformes, Phasianidae. Gene Ontology annotation, cellular component: DUBm complex; SAGA complex.